AGUUCGAUCAGGCCCAGACAAAGACAGGAUGGCCGCCCACAUCGACAUCGUCUACUGCAUCAGGAAGAAUGUCGCGCCCAACAUGUGGUUGAGCAAGAAGUCCCUCGAGAAUGCGCUCUAUUUGAUAGGGAACGACAAGAACUGGCCAGGCGUUCAAGGCGCCGUGUUGACGAGCUGGUCGAUCGAAAUGAGUGAGAGAAUUCGCGCCAUGCUCAAGCAUGCAAGCACGACGUUCACUAGAAAGACCUGGCCACAGUGGUUCAGCGAGCCGCUCGAGAAGAUUGGCGUGAAGCAAUCAGACCCCAUGUUCGCGAGCGUGAAGUACGUGUACAAGUACGACGAGAUCACACACCAGGCCCCGAUCCGCAUCCCGAUGAUCAACAACAGGAAGUCGGGGCCUCCAGAGAAAUGUUCAAGAAUCGACGGCCCCGACGAGAACGGCAAGCACACGGCCUACUGGGAGAACGACGACGACUGCGAGGACAAGUGGAUGAACGAUUGGACAGACACUCCCGACGGUCUGAAAGUCAAGGCAUUCAUCAUGGCCGACCGCGGCCCAGACAAGCUGAUCAGGGUCCAUCGCACAAUCAAGGGGGGCAAGGGCAAGGAGCAGAUGACGAACAUCAGCUGCGGCUACUUCGAGUCUGAGAAGGCAGCGCUCGAAGCCGUGCACACACGCAUCAUCGAGAAGUUCAAGGACGGCACAAUCAAGACGAAGGCCGAGGCGAACAAGUGCAGGAUCGAGCUGCAGAACGAGCUGAAGAAGCACGCCGCA
Messenger RNA from Prorocentrum cordatum, 775 nucleotides. Lineage: Eukaryota; Dinophyceae; Prorocentrales; Prorocentraceae. The record is from the annotation of a GenBank genome assembly.